AUGUUAAGUAUUCAGAACUACGGCAGUAGCUCCGAGGACGAAGGAGACAGUAACACCGAAAACGCAAAACAACACAGCAACGAAUCCUUGUUGACUCACCUAAAACCUGUUGAUCCUGAACUCUCUGUAGGCAAGAAGAUACAAAUAUGUGCUGCUCCAAUCGUUAUGCCGACAAACAAUGACGAUACAAGGGUUUUAAUACCUAAUAAUGAAGAAUUAACACAUAAUCCAAAAUAUGAGGAACUUUUUGCUCCCACAUAUGGGCCGGAAAAUCCAUUUCAAACGCAGCAAAUGAGAGCAAAUCGAAAUAUUUUAUCAGGUUAUGUAGAGAAGGCUCACAUAAGUGAUUUCCAGUUUGAGAACCAAAGACGUACAUUCACAAGUUAUGGGUAUGCUGUAGAUCCAUCUACAAAUAAUGAAGAGGCGGCUGAUAGUAUAGUUGUAUCAGCAAUGGUAGCUGCCCCAGAAGAGGCACAGGGAAAAUCAGUAUUUGAGAGUAUAAAGAAGAGACCGCUUGAUAAAAGAAAGAGGAAUAAAAAUGACAACCCAGAAGAUAUUACCGGUUUUUUGGGGCCUUGGGGAGGGUUUGAAGGGGAAAAAAGGAUAAUGAAGCCGGAAGGUGAAGAGGCAAAGGAAUUAGAGGAGAUAGUAGCAAAGAGACAGAAGAAAGGCAAGGUGGAUGAUGAGAAACCAUUGGAAGAGAAAUCUAUAUUCCACAUUGAUCAAGCAACUGACUAUCAAGGGCGAUCAUGGGUGGAGGCUCCGCGCACGGAAACGCAGCUGCGCAGUGACAUGCCGCCUGACAAGUGCUUCCUGCCCAAGGCUCACAUCUACACAUGGAAAGGCCACACAAAGGGCGUGGCCGCCGUGCGCUGGUUCCCACAGACAGCGCAUCUUUUCCUCUCUGCCGGCAUGGAUUGCAGGGUUAAGAUAUGGGAAGUGUAUGGUGACCGUCGAUGCAUAAGAACGUACUUCGGCCACCGGCAAGCAGUCAGAGAUAUCAAUUUCAAUAACUCUGGCAAACAGUUCCUCUCUGCUGCGUACGACCGCUACAUCAAACUGUGGGACACCGAGACCGGCGAGUGCGUGUCGCGCUUUACAUCGCGCAAAGUGCCAUACUGCGCUAAGUUCCAUCCCGACGAAGAUAAACAGCAUCUCUUUGUUGCUGGCACUUCCGAUAAGAAAAUAAUUUGUUGGGACAUCCGGAGCGGCGAGAUAGUGCAAGAAUACGACCGCCAUUUAGGCGCCGUGAACACUAUCACGUUCGUCGACGACAACCGACGCUUCGUCACAACCUCCGACGACAAGAGCUUGAGGGUGUGGGAAUGGGACAUCCCAGUGGACAUGAAAUAUAUUGCUGAUCCGACGAUGCACUCGCUGCCCGCUGUCACCGUGUCGCCCAACGGCAAGUGGCUCGCCUGCCAAUCCAUGGACAACAAGGUAUUGGUGUUUAGCGCCUUGAACAGAUUCAAGAUGAAUCGCAAGAAGACAUUCACAGGGCACAUGGUCGCCGGCUACGCGUGCAGCCUCGACUACUCGCCCGAUAUGAGCUAUUUGGUGUCCGGCGACGCGGACGGUAAGUGCUACAUCUGGGAUUGGAAGAGUACAAAAUUAUAUAAGAAGUGGAAAGCGCACGACGGAGUCUGUAUCUCGGCGUUGUGGCAUCCGCACGAGCCCAGCAAAGUGCUCACGGCUGGCUGGGAUGGUGCUAUCAAGUACUGGGAUUAAUAAAACAUGAAACUCAUUGAACCACCUCUUUAAUUUCCCAUAUACCACCAAUCGAAACCAGUAAAAACUAACUGAAAUAAACUAUACA
Messenger RNA from Hyposmocoma kahamanoa, 1816 nucleotides. Its product is annotated as pre-mRNA-processing factor 17. The coding region runs from base 1 to 1728 and encodes 575 amino acids. Gene Ontology annotation, molecular function: mRNA binding; protein binding. Gene Ontology annotation, biological process: mRNA splicing, via spliceosome. Gene Ontology annotation, cellular component: catalytic step 2 spliceosome. NCBI's taxonomy places the organism in Eukaryota, Metazoa, Arthropoda, Insecta, Lepidoptera, Cosmopterigidae. The transcript has 12 exons. The record is from RefSeq and is a predicted model, not a curated record.